Messenger RNA from Mytilinidion resinicola, 5510 nucleotides. RefSeq lists its product as uncharacterized. NCBI's taxonomy places the organism in Eukaryota, Fungi, Ascomycota, Dothideomycetes, Mytilinidiales, Mytilinidiaceae. The transcript is spliced from 2 exons. Bases 187 to 5121 code for a protein of 1644 amino acids. The record is from RefSeq and is a predicted model, not a curated record.
CUUCGGAGCUCAUCCACGAGGAGGCUUACGGAUUCUGCCUUAGCUGACCGUUGCUGACCGCGUCUGGUACUGUAUUGGUCCACAUGCCUUCAUGAGCUACUCCGCGUGCACAAGAAGUUGUACUACAGGCCCCGGUCAGCCGUCUCCCGUGGUUCCCAGCAGGGUCGCACGACGCGGUUCCCCGACAUGGCAUCCUAUAAAUCACAGUUCAACCCUCCAAGGAGGUCGGACCUCCAGGCGCCGUACGCUCAGCGCGCUCCAUCCACUCGACUACCCUCACGCUCCGUCACACCUACAUCCGCGCAGUCACAAAUCCCCACUCCGAACCCGUCAAAGUUGCAAAAGAAGAAAUACACGAGAGAUGAGCAGGGGCAACGCGGCGGGGCGGUCGAUAAUCAGCGCAUGGCCGCGUCGAAGUCUUCGAUAACGGAUGGGAGUCGCCGAGGCACGUCGAAUGCUGCCAUACAUAUACCUCAUGGGCCUCCAGUUAUGUCAAUACCCCGAUCUAUUCCGCAGCCUUCGUCUUCUCGUCUUCCUCGAUUAGAGCCUGCCUCGACUGCUCGUACGCCUUCCCUGGUUUCUGGAUCUUCCGCGUCAACAAUCGACAGUCCGAGGUCAAAUAUACUGAGGCGAAAACAAUCGUCUAUUGGAGUUGGGAAUGCGAGGCAGGCGUCGCGCACAAGAUCGGACUCGAUGUCCUCUCAAGAAGACCGACAGCCAGCGAGGGCAAUUCCCGGGGGGUACAAGGAUCCAUUCUCAGAAACAGUCCUAGGAAUAUCGCUACCACCGACUUCCUCGAUCCUGGCUCGAGCUGAGCCGGAACUGUUUCCUCCCGAGAGGCAAGAAUAUGUGUACGACAUGCCAGAUCAAUUAGCCACAGACAAUUUGCCACCUCCAGCGCCUACCUAUGCUCUUUCCACCACCCCCUCAACCCGGUACUCGGAAUCCCCUGGGCCCUUCAGCGUAACAUCGACUCCGACUUCAAUGUCCUCCUACUCACCUGGUGUUGCGUUGACGACAAAGCCCACUCGAAUGAGGCAGGCUAGCCCUAUGCAGAGUAGGCCGCCUGUCACAAGACGAACACCUGAAGCUACCUUCAAUUUGCGCCAGCAACAUGGUCUCUCGUCGGUCAGAGAGUCUACCAUCUCGACGUCAUCAUCGUCGACAGUUCGCCAGGACUCUGUGAGACAGAAAGAAAGAGAGAGGAACCAAAACAAUCGUCUGGAGGCGCCUCCUCCGAGCCCCCCUAUUCAGAUAUCAUCCAUGUACUUCACCGUAUCCCAGACCGAUGUUUCUCAACCCAGCAAGUCCGUUGAGCUACAGCUAUCGCCGCCACUUCCCAAAGCCGCCAAGCAAACCCAGAUCCCACCUGAACUUGCUCAUCUAGCGGACCAAGCACAGCUACGAAGGCCAUCAACUCGGAGACCAUCUAGGCCUAGCCGGGACGGAACAUCUGAUAUUGUUGGGUUAAGGGAGCCUUCGCCGGUCAUCCAGAGCAACAUGUCGAGUUUCCCAUCACCUCACAAGCGUACAAGCUCAUCGGACUCAAAGACAGGCGUUUCAGCUCCAUAUCCUACCGGCAGGACUCGAUUCGGUGCUCCCUCGAAGCCGCCCUCGCGUAACCCAUCGCCUAAUCCCAAUCUUCCCUCUGGCUUUGCUCCAGUGUCUCGCGUGCCAACCCGAGGCACAACUCCAGAUGCUCAGAGCGACGUAGACAAGAGGCGUGCGAAGACUUUGCCUGCUCCAGCGCCUGUCCCAAGCCUCAGCAAAACGUCGCGAUUUGGUUUCUUCAGUCGACGGACUAAGACAGAUCCAACUGUGACAUCCUCCAAGUCGGAUAAGAAAUUGCAGCGGAAGGGUCCAAUGGCUGGUACUGGCCAUGAAGGCUAUAGCAAAUACAACGUAAGGGGUCGCAGUGGAAGCUCUGCGAGCGCUAAUAGCGUCGGCGGAACAGCUAGUGCUGGCACGACUACGGAAAGCUUGAACAGGACACCAUCAAGCCGUAAGAGCAGCAUGACCAGCACCACCAGCGCUGAGAUGGAUGACUUCUUCUUGGAAAGGCUCGCUCCUGCGGUGAUUCGAGGAACCGGCAGUUCGGAGCUCUCUCGGAGCCCAGAGCCCAUGCGUAGCGUCAGCAGCAUUGAGACCGAUCGACCGAGCAUCGAGAUGAGGAUUGGUCCCAAUACUCAAAAGCCAGUCUUUUCUACAAAAAACGAUGUCGAAGCUAGCAAGCCAACAUUACUUCCAUCCGCAAUGUCUGAUCCAGUUCGCACCGGGUCACCAAUGAAGAGACCACCGAUGACAUCGCGCAGGUCUUCCGCCAGCGAUGAUGAAUCGAAGCGUUCUUUUCUUCCAUCUCUUGCUGCUCGUCGCACUUCGCGGAGAUCACAGUUUAUGGAUGGAGGACCACUUGCCAAGGUCCCUUCCCCUGUCAAUACUUCUGAUAACAAGGCCAUGAAUGGUCUUGACAGCGCAUUGUCUGGGAAGCAAUCCAUAGCCUCUAACAAGUCUCGUGUCGGAGUGGAUGAUGUUUCUGAAAGCAAGGAGGGCAACUGGCUCAAGUCGAAGAAGGCUGCGCCAGUAGCCAAGCCGACCAGGAAAUGGAACUUCUUCCAGAGAGCCCACGCCGCACCUAAGGCCGACUCGCCUGUCGUAGAAAACGGUUCUGUGCCUAGACCUACCACAUCACGCUCCGUCGCUCACUAUGCGCUUAUGGAUCCCCCCAACAGCAUGGACCUGGAAGAUUUAGAGCAGAUCAUGCAAGAGGCCGACAGCACUCCAGAGGAGCAGUCCGCCUUCGAGGAUCAAAAGCCCACCCAGCAAGCUCAACAACAUCCUGGCAAGGGGCAUAUUGAAUCAAUGUUACUUCCUUCGCCGCCCGCAUUCCCGUCUGGGUUUGCAAGACCAACUAGACCCGCUUCACCCCAAGUUACAUUGCGACGAGAACAGCAUGCUGAGCAUCACGCGUUGCCUAAUAAUAAUUUCUCCAAUCAUGUUCCUAAUCUACCCAUCUCACCUCCCCAGGAGCAGGUUUCAGAAAGGGAAAUACCACGAGCUUUGUCUCCACCGGAGACCCUAGCCCCACCGCAGUAUUUUGCUCCACAGGCCUAUUCUCCACCGGCACCUCCACCAUCGUUCCCCCCUCCGAGGCCGAGUCGACUUGCUCAAGUUGGGCGUAUACCACAGGUUGUGUCAAGAAGAGACCGAGAUCGAAAGCCGCCCUCAGUGUCCUUCUCGAGGCCGUUUGUUCCUGAUCAGCCUCAUCCCUCCAUUCCAGUCCGGACUUCGAUCGAUUCCACGAAUUCAGUACUCGCUACCUCUGGACCAAUAGAGUCGUUCCCUGUGCUGCAAGGACUCAAUGCCCUCAAUCAUGGAUCUGCUAUCGCCGGUAUCAGCCCUGAUCGCCACGACUCCAAUGCCAGCGAGUUUUUCAAGUUUCCCUCCCGGAAAGAUUCAGAGCUGUCAUACUCUAGCAGCUCGGGUAUUUGGAGCUUCCCGCCGACCACUGGAACUGCUAUCAUUCCAGAUCCAACUGCGCCUCUCUCCGAGGAUGAGCUUUGGAAUGAGUAUGAUGACCUUAUUGACGAGGUUCUUUCUCCCAUGGACUCCAAGAAACCCACAUCGUAUCAAUCCAACGGCCUCGCAGCAAACGAAGGAAGAUCGAAUCGUCAACCUCCUCCCGGUCCACUAACACUCAGCACCAAAACAAAGCGGGUACAUGGCACUUCCAAUUCUGGUGGCUCAUCCACAGGACCGGCAACGACGUCGUUGCACCUUCGCCGCUCUCGUCUCCUGGCUGUGCUUCACUCUGCUCAAACGCCUACUACACCUCUUUCUAUGUCGGAGUUCUUUGCUGGCUACGGUGAACGGAACCUGAGCGUCAUUGACCCUGUGACCGGCCGCCUCAGCCUCUCCAGUGCCCGCAUGUCGUCUGGACCCGGCCCCCAGAACCGUCCCGGCUCCACUCGUUCAAGUCUCCCUGCAUCGCUUAGCCUCAGUGCACGCCAGUCCAAGGCUACGCUGGCGUCUACUUCUGACAAAAGCCGCAACAGCAACUCUAGUGCGGCCAACAGGUACAGAGAUACGCGGUUGAUCGAGAUGGCAGAAGCCCAGAACGACGGGCUGGUUUCAAUGGCCAACCUAAGAUUUGGUGCCCUCAUGACCAGCAAAUGGCUCAGCUUUGGACGUGUCCUAUUCAGCCCUGCUCAUUUCGAGCUCAAAGACCCAGCGGAGGAUCGCGUGUUGGUAAUCGAUGGCCUUGGGAAGGAUUGGUCCUACUACUGCGCUCUCACCUACCCCGAAGCCACAGUCUACAACCUUGGCCCAGGUGUAUACAGCAUGAACGCCAAUACCAGCACUGGCGAGCCCUGGUCUACUCUCCCCAACCAUCGCCACAUUGCUCAUCCCUCGCUUGUCUACCCUUUUCCGUUCCCGAGAGGCUUCUUCGCAACGGUCGUUCUGCGCUUCCCCGCCGCCUUGCCAUCCUCAGUCCACCGCUCCAUCGUCUCGGAGUGCAAGCGUGUGCUUCGACCUGGCGGGUACCUUGAGAUCUCGGUUCUUGACCUCGACCUCGUGAACAUGGGCAACCGAGCCCGGCGGGCCGUCCGGGGCUUGAAGGUCCGCCUGCAAGCCGCCGAGGAGAACAUCAGCCUGCGAAAUGUCAGCGAUGAAGUCAUGGGCCUGUUGGGCCGCCGCGGAUUCAGUGGAGUGACGAGAUGCUUCGUCGGCGUUCCUGUCGCGGGACACCUACCUACGGCAAACGCAGCUCCCAAUAGCGACGGCAGCAACAGUACUGCCACGGAUUCGGACAAGACUGCUACGCAGAAACUGUCCUUCUCUGACCUCCUCAACUCGCCCUCUCCCUCUGAUCCUGCUAAAGCAUCCUCCGUCGAUGAUGGCAUCGCGGAGAUGGUCGCAAGAGUGGGCCGGUGGUGGUACAGCCGAUGCUACGAGGCUGCUGUGUUGCCUACCGACGCCGACCCGGCAAAGGCGAUGGAGAGCAGUAUCUGGUCCGACGAGGCGCUGAUCCGGGAGUGUGAGAAGCGCGGGACGAGCUUCCGGCUGCUGAUUGGGUAUGCGCAGAAGCCUGUUGUUGGUGUUCGACGAACCGUCAGUGUGUGAUGAUGAUGCUCACCACCUACCUCCCCUUAAUGAAGGAAGAAGAAGAAGAAGUAAUGAUGUUUCGCUUCUCGAGCGGGACUCACCACCAUUUGCAUAUCGGGUUUUAUGAUUUUUUGUUUUAAUCGGGCUUUAGCGAAACUUUCGUUCCUGCUGCGUUCUAGCGACCACUAUAUCCUUUCGUUUUCUCACGCAUACAACGUCUCUCACGGCCGGUCAUGUGGGAAGCUUGGCUAUAUCAUUAUCAUAUUCAUAUUCAUUGGGCUGCAUAUUUGCAUAGCGGACGGCAUUUUUUACAAGAGGGUUUGGGCUCACAGCCUACAUUUGUUGGAAAGGGGAACGGCGAUAUCGUAAUCGGACUGGAUCGGAUUAAUGGAUGUAGAUAUGAUGGC